ACGGUGCAAGUUAUCAGCUGCUCUAUAACCCCUCAACACUGAGGACAGACCAUGUGAUGUGGACACAAUUAUUUUUGCCAAGAUUUGGGUAAAAUUCCCUGCCUAGGAGGUAGGCCUCGGUAUAUCUUAGGCCUUAGUGAUCUUGAAGACUAAUACCACGCUGCUGUAAACCCACACGGGCGCUCCAUCGUCUAUUAUUAAGGGAUAACAUCGUAAUGAAUCCUGGGAAAUUAUAUUUUAUUCCUCAGCUCUUUAAGCCCCCGACUAAAGAAUACUCGGCAGUGAGUCAAAAUGAUCCAUUCGUCGCGCAUGAGGUGCUACAAGAAUACUGCAGUUUGUUUGCCAGCGACGGGUCUGGUGUUCCCAGCUAUAUCUCCAGAGACCCUGACAUAUCUAGUAUCAUCGACUUCCCUGCUGAAUCUUGGGAUAAAAUAGCAAAGGUUCAGAUGCAGCGAGAGAAAAUAGAGACCAAAGCAGAAGAUAAAGAAGCGACAACAGCACCAAAACAACAAGAGGUGGACCAUCUCAAACGUACACUGGACCAAACGGUGGACCGAAUCUUCAAUAAGCACGGCUUUUUUGUCAAGAAGCCAUGUCCUGUUAUGAUCCCGUACAAGUCUACUCUGAACCACGCCGAGCACAAGGCUUACCUCCGAGCAUUUGUCAAGUUCAAGAUCCGAGCGCCCACGACCGCUGCUGAUGCUUCUGAGUAUGGCCAGUACUUGAGGCUACAACACCGGGUGUACGAGGAGCAGAACUGCUUCAUGCAGUUCUCACACCAGGUCUCCAGGCUGCAACUUCCAGCUUACAAUUUGGUUCCUGAUGUUAUCAAAAAUUAUGUCAAUGAUUAUGUACAGCACCGGUGUAAACGCUCCUCCAAUUACAAGACAUUAUAUGUCCACGAACAGCAAGUGCCCAUUUGUCCUCAAGACCCGACUAAAAGAUUCCACUCUCUAAGUCUCACCCACAUUGGCCAUCUACUAAGCUUGGUAAGGAGAAUCUUUUCACAACUAUCCCACAUUUUGGAAAAUAAAUUUUAUGUGAAAUUUGAGCUGUCAUUAGCCACCUAGAAUUUAAUGAAGGUU
This is a messenger RNA of Cherax quadricarinatus, 1085 nucleotides long. Lineage: Eukaryota; Metazoa; Arthropoda; Malacostraca; Decapoda; Parastacidae. The record is from RefSeq and is a predicted model, not a curated record.